Messenger RNA from Acanthosepion pharaonis, 3507 nucleotides. The record is from the annotation of a GenBank genome assembly. Lineage: Eukaryota; Metazoa; Mollusca; Cephalopoda; Sepiida; Sepiidae.
UUGUCUUAUUCUUUAUUUUUCUCUCCCAUUCUCUCUGCUUUCCUUUUCUAUUUCUCUAUCUCUCCUUCUUUCUCCCUCCUCUUUCGUUCUAACACUUUUCAUAUUCCCUCCCCUUUUCUCUAUCUCUUUAUUUCACUUUCUUUCUCUCUUCACACUCUUCUUUCUCUUUUUCUUUCCCUUUCUCUUUCGUUAUCUCUUUCUCUAAACCUUUUCUUGCUCAUUCUUCUCUUUCUUUUUCUCAAAUUCUUCUCUCUCUCUCUUUCUCUCUCUCUCUCUCUCUCUCUCUCUCUCUCUCUCUCUCUGUGUGUUUAUCUCUAUCUAUAUAUGUUUCAGUGUCUCCUUCUAUAUCUCUCUACGUCUUUCUCUUUAUUUUUCUCUUUCUAUAUUUAUGUGUCUUUCAUUCACUCUCUCUGUAGUUCUUUCUCUAUGACUCCCACUAGAUGUGUCUCUCUUUCUGUCUUUUUUCCUCAUUCUCUUUUUCAGUUAGCCUCUAUUUUCUUAGUCCCGUAUUUUUCCCGCCAUCACCAGGGAUGGUGGUCUAUAAAUUCUUCUUCUUCCUCCACGUCCUCCUUGUUCUUCUUCUUCUUCUUCUUCUUCUUCUUCUUCUUCGCUUCCUCUACUUCCUCCUCCUCCUCCUCCUUCUUCUUCUUCUUCUUCUUCUCCGCUUUCUCCUCCUCCUCCUUCUUCUUCUUUGUGCCUUAUCCCUAUGUAUCUAUCUAUCUAUCUAUCUGUCUGUCUGUCUGGCUGGCUGGCUGGGUAGUCAACACGAACGCCUGUCGUGGUGCAACGGCAUGCAUGCUAGACAAGUCAAUGUUCAUUUUCUAUCUAUCUAUCUAUCUAUCUAUCUAUCUAUCUAUACAUGUUAGUUUUUCUUGGUUUCUUCCAUCUCGUGUUCUUUCAUUUUUCCCUUGUUUUACAAUUUCUUUAAGUUCUUUUUUGUCACUCUCAAUUUCAAGUGUUCGAUUUUAUAAUUGUAUUUCUUUCUUUCUUUCUUUCUUUUUCUUUCUUUCUUUCUUUCUUUCUUUCUUUCUUUCCUCCUUCUUGCCUACCUUUCUUAUUAUACCUAUUCCCUUUAUCCAUUUUAUUUCUUUUCUUUUUUCUUUCUUUGUUAUUCAUAUGUUGUCUUUCUGGAAUUUUCUUUCUUUCAUUCAUUCUUUUUUCUUAAUCCUAUUCUUUGCCUUCCUUCUUUCCAUUCUUUUUUUCUUAUUCCUCUUAUUUUCUUCAAUUAAUUUUCUUUCUUUUUUUUUCUUUCUUUCUUUCUUUCUUUCUUUCUUUCUUUCUUUCUUUCUUUCGUUCAAUUUUCUUUCCAUCAUUUUUUUUUAUUCCUAUUCUUUGCCUUCCUUCUUUUCAUUUUUUUCUUAUUCCUAUUAUUUUCUUCAUUUAAUUUUCUUUCUUUCUUUUCAUACAUUUUCCCUUUCUUUUUUCUUUCUUUGUUAUUCAUAUUUUGUCUUUCUGGAAUUUUCUUUCUUUCAUUCAUUCUUUUUUCUUAUUCCUAUUCUUUUACUUCCUUCCUUUCAUUUCAUCUUAUUCCUACUAUUUUCUUCGUUUAAUUUUCUUUCCUUUCUUCCUUCCUUCUUUCUUUCUUUCUUUCUUUCUUUCUUUCUUUCUUUCUUUCUUUCUUUCUUAUUCCUAUUCAUGUUCAGCGCUUCAUUUUCAUUCUGUUAUGUCUAUUCGUCUUUUCUUUCUUUCUUUCUUUCUUUCUCUCUUUCUUUCUUUCUUUCUUUCUUUCUUAUUCCUAUUCAUUGUUCUUUCUUUCUUUCUUUCUUUCUUCCUUUCUUUCUUUCUCCAUACAUAUUUUCAUUUCUUGCUUGUCUUCAUAAAGGUCUUUUCUUUCUUUCUUUCUUUCUUUCUUUCUUUCUUUCUUUCUUUCUUAUUCCUAUUCAUUCUUCUUUCUUUCUUUCUUUCUUUCUUUCUUUCUUUCUUUCUUUCUUUCUUUCUUUCUUUAAUAAUUCUUGUUUCCUCUCCCCCACCAAGACUCUUCCUCUUACCCCCUUUCUUUUUUUCACUUCGAUUCCUUCAUAUCAUUUUUCCUUAAUCGUUCCAUUUUUCUUUGAUCUAUUCAUUCCUAGAAUUCUUUCUCUCGUAAUUCUUAUUCAUUCAGAAAAAAAUAUGUUUACUUUUAUUGUUGAUCCAUACUUCAUUCCCUCAUUAAUGAUUCUUCCUUUAUUUAUUAUUGUCCUUUCUUUCUUUCUUUCUUUCUUUCUUUCUUUCUUUCUUUCUUUCUUUCUUUCGUUGUCUCUUCUACCUUUCUUUCUUUCUUUGUCUUUUCUUCCUGUCUUUCUUUCUUUCUUUCUUUCGUUUUUCUUUUCUUUCUUUCUUUCUUUCUUUCUUUCUUUCUUUCUUUCUUUCGUUGUCUCUUCUACCUUUCUUUCUUUCUUUCUUUGUCUCUUCUACCUUUCUUUCUUUCUUUCUUUGUCUCUUCUACCUUUCUUUCUUUCUUUCUUUGUCUCUUCUACCUUUCUUUCUUUCUUUGUCUUUUCUUCCUGUCUUUCUUUCUUUCUUUCAUUUUUCUUUUCUUUCUCCUUUCUUUCUUUCUUUCUUUCUUUCUUUCUUUCUUUCGUGGUCUCUUCUACCUUUCUUUCUUUCUUUCUUUGUCUCUUCUACCUUUCUUUCUUUCUUUGUCAUUUCUUCCUGUCUUUCUUUCAUUUUUCUUUUCUUUCUCCUUUCUUUCUUUCUUUCUUUCUUUCUUUCUUUCUUUCUUCCUGUCUUUCUUUCUUUCUUUCUUUCUUUCUUUGUCUCUUCUACCUUUCUUUCUUUCUUUGUCAUUUCUUCCUGUCUUUCUUUCAUUUUUCUUUUCUUUCUCCUUUCUUUCUUUCUUUCUUUCUUUGUCUCUUCUACCUUUCUUUCUUCCUUUAUUUCUUUCAGUCUCUUUUUGUUUCUUUCUUUUUUCUUUCCUUUAUUCUUUCUUUCUUUCUUUCUUUCUUUAUUUCUUUCUUCUACUUUUCUUUCUUUUGUUCUUUCUUUCUUUCGUUCUUUGUCUUUUCUUUCUUUCUUUCAUUCAUUCUUUGUUUCUUUCUUUCUUUCUUUCUUUUGCCUUACAUUACUUAUUCCUACACUCUGUUUGUCUUUUUUUCACCCACUCUCUUUCAUAUUCUUUCUUCCUUUGUCUUUUCUUUCUUUCUUUCUUUCUUUCUUUCUUUCUUUCUUUCUUUCUUUCUUUCCCUGUUUUUCACUUUCUUUCUUAUUUUACAUCCACUCUUUCUUGCUUUCUUUCUUCUUCUUACAUUUUGCGCAAGAAACUUAAGUUUUUCUUUCUUUUUUUCUUUCUUUUUUCUUUUAUCUUUCUUUCUUUUUCUUUCUUUCUUUUUCUUCCUUUCUUUCUUUUUUCAUUCUUUCUUUUUUCAUUCUUUCUUUCUUUUUUUCUAUUCUUUCUUUUUUUUUUCACUUCGCAUUUUUUCGCUUUUAAUAUUACUUUCCUUUCGUUUUUUUGAUCCUUUUCGAAAUUUUCUUUUUCUUUCAUUCUUUCUUUCUUUCUUUCUUUCUUUCUUUCUUUCUUUCUUUCAGUAA